Messenger RNA from Prinia subflava (tawny-flanked prinia), 1520 nucleotides. It is a transcript of the gene AAMP, whose product is annotated as angio associated migratory cell protein. The record is from RefSeq and is a predicted model, not a curated record. NCBI's taxonomy places the organism in Eukaryota, Metazoa, Chordata, Aves, Passeriformes, Cisticolidae. The coding region runs from base 53 to 1324 and encodes 423 amino acids. The transcript is spliced from 11 exons. Gene Ontology annotation, cellular component: cytosol. Gene Ontology annotation, molecular function: protein binding.
GCGGCGGAAGCGGCGGAAGCAGCGGCGGCGGGGUGGGUCGGGUCGGGUCGGCAUGGAGCCCGGGGAGGGCCCGGGGGCGCUGGACCUGCACGGCGACGAGGAGAUCAUCGAGGUGGUGGAGCUGGGCCCGCCCGGGCCGGAUGACCUGGCCGAGGAGAUGGAGGACGUGGACUUUGAGGACGAGGGAGCAGAAGAGCCCGAUGCCGAGGCUUGGGAGUCGGAGGAUGACGAGGGGGUGGAGGACAGCAUGGAGGCACAGGACGACAGUGAGGUCACGUUCUCGCUCCACUCGGCUUCUGUCUUCUGUGUGAGCCUUGACCCCAAGACCAACACGCUGGCAGUGACAGGCGGAGAGGACGACAAGGCCUUCGUGUGGCGUGUGAGUGAUGGGGAGCUCCUGUUUGAGUGCUCAGGACACAAGGACUCGGUCACCUGUGCUGGCUUCAGUCACGACUCUGUGUUUGUGGCCACAGGUGACAUGUCUGGGCUUAUCAAAGUGUGGCGGGUGGAUGCCAAGGAGGAAGUGUGGUCCUUCGAGGUGGGGGACUUGGAGUGGAUGGAGUGGCACCCUCAAGCCCACGUACUUCUGGCUGGUACAGCUGACGGCAACACCUGGAUGUGGAAGAUCCCCAGUGGGGACUGCAAAACUUUUCAGGGCCCAGCAUGCCCAGCUACGUGUGGCAGGAUCCUGCCUGAUGGGAAGCGAGCAGUGGUGGGGUAUGAGGACGGGACCAUGCGCAUCUGGGACUUGAAGCAGGGAACCUCGCUGCAUGUUCUGAAAGGCCAGGAUGGCCAUCAGGACCCCUUGACGUGUGUGGCCAGCAACCAGGAUGGCAGUUUGAUCAUGACGGGCUCUGUGGACUGUCACGCCAAGCUGGUCAACUCUGCCACGGGCAAGGUGGUGUGCGUGUUCAAGAUGGAGAGCGUGACCCCCAAGGCACCCAUCAGUGAAGGCGAGGAGGCAGAGUCCAACUCAGUGGAGUCGCUGGGCUUCUGUAAUGUGAUGCCACUGGCUGCUGUGGGCUACCUUGACGGCACACUGGCUAUUUACGACCUCUCCACACAGAGCUUGAGACAUAAAUGCCAACACGAGUCAGGGAUCGUGCAGCUGCUGUGGGAGGAGAGCUCGGCCGUGGUGUACACCUGCAGCCUGGACGGGGCUGUGCGGCUCUGGGACGCCCGCUCAGGGAAGAUGAUCAGCGAGUACCGAGGGCACUCUGCUGAAAUCCUCGACUUCGCCGUCAACAAGGAUGCCUCCAUUGUGGUGACCACCUCUGGCGACCACCAAGCCAAAGUGUUCUGUGUCCAGCGCCCCGAUCGCUAGAACUGUGUCAGAGGAUGGCGUCCCGGCACUGCCCUGCGCCUUGUGUACAGAGGGACGGGGGACAUGGUCUCACCACCCUGCUCCAGUGCGUGCUUUGUAAUUUUUCCAGCCUGCCCUGCUUUGCCCUCGCCAUCUAGAGGCCAAGCCAGGGGUUUUGUAUGAAGAUGUCUUUAAUUAUAUAAAUUAUUUCAAUUAA